This is a messenger RNA of Rhipicephalus sanguineus (brown dog tick), 1065 nucleotides long. RefSeq names its product type 1 phosphatidylinositol 4,5-bisphosphate 4-phosphatase. The record is from RefSeq and is a predicted model, not a curated record. The coding region runs from base 151 to 903 and encodes 250 amino acids. The transcript is spliced from 9 exons. Gene Ontology annotation, molecular function: phosphatidylinositol-4,5-bisphosphate 4-phosphatase activity. Lineage: Eukaryota; Metazoa; Arthropoda; Arachnida; Ixodida; Ixodidae. Gene Ontology annotation, biological process: phosphatidylinositol dephosphorylation. Gene Ontology annotation, cellular component: phagocytic vesicle membrane; late endosome membrane; lysosomal membrane.
UUUACGUAUGCAUAACGUAUGCAUGCUGUGCAUGCUGCGAGUUGCAACCAACUAAAACCGACGAAACGCCCGGUGCUUGAAGCACUUGAAGCGGCUGCGUGCAAUUGGUACAAGUUUGCCCCGUGUGCUGUCGACUGCCUGUGAGAGGAGAUGGCGAACGCUGAAGCGGCUCCGCUGCUAAGAAAUGUAUCCAGUGGAAGUUACUCGUCAGUCUAUCCUUCAGCUCCAUCUGGAGGAGACUCCCCACCUCCGUCAUAUGACGACGUCAGUUUUAUGCCAUCCAGAGUAAAGGCAUGUGAUGUUUGCAGCUACCAGAUUAACAUAGUAAAGCAUCCCAACGACUAUGUUGUUACAUGCCCUCGCUGCAAUGAAUUAACAGCUUUAGGCAACCCUCCAAAAGGGAAAAGGUACAUACGGUGUGGUUGCAACAAGCUUUUGCAGUGUGUUAAAAGUGCAACCAGCGUAACAUGCUCAAGACCUGGCUGUGGUGCAGUCAUAAAGCCUGAAGAUAAUUCAGGAGCAAAAGCAAAGACACAGCGGCCAGCAAGACGUGGCAGAGAAGAACAUACAGAACCACCACAUACUGAGCCUUCAUACCGCUUCAUUUGUGGCCAUUGUGAGAGUGUUUCAGUGGUUGACACAGCACCAUCAUCUCGUUUUCGCUGCAGACAUUGUGGAAAAUGGUCUUCAGUUAAUCGCUCCAGUAAGAAGGCUGUUUUAUCAAUUUCUGUUGGAGCAUUUCUUAACGCAUGUGUGAUGAUUCUCAUGGUAUUUACCAUGAUGCUGAAGCACAAUUCGGGCUAUUGGUGGGCAUACCUAUUGGGACUUGCUUUGGCUGAGGUCUUCAUUUUAUACGGCCUUUGGCUGCUCUUCCUGAAGAAAAGCACGGUUGAAGUGCGAUAACAAGCAGGCCUGCUUCACUGACCAUACAAGGAGCAUCUCAAGAAUAGUUGUCUUCGUAAUACCCAUCACUGACGUAGCUACUGCACUGCACUGCAGUGUAUUCAAGAUAUUUAUUGUUAGUGUUGAAUAAGGACACAAAUAAAGUUUCAUAUUUGCUUUUAC